AUUUACCAAUAACAGCGGCAAGCGACUGACCCCAAUUGAAACGUCAAGAUGGCGACGGAGGGUCACUUCGAGUAUGAGUCGGUCCUCUGUGUCAAACCUGAAGUCAACGUGUACCGGAUCCCACCCAGAGCAUCCAACCGGGCUAUCAGGGCUGCUGAUUGGAAGCUGGACACUCCUGAUUGGUCGGGACGCAUGCGAGUGGUGGCGAAGGGAAAAGUGGCCUACGUGAAACUUGAGGACAAAAUAUCAGGAGAGCUGUUUGCCCAGGCGCCCGUGGAUGAGUAUCCUGGCAUCGCCCUGGAAACAGUGAGCGACUCGAGCCGAUACUUUGUGCUCCGCAUCCAGGAUGAUAACGGCCGCAGUGCCUUCAUUGGCAUCGGGUUUGGGGACCGAGGGGAUUCCUUUGACUUCAAUGUUGCACUGCAGGACCAUUUCAAGUGGGUCAAACAGGAAGAUGAGUUCAGCAAACAGGCCCAGGCUCCAGACUCUACUCCAAAACUAGACCUGGGCUUCAAAGAGGGCCAAACCAUCACACUCAACAUUGGGCAAUCCAAAAAAAAGGACCGGCCUCGUCCACAGAGUUCUGGUGGUUUUGGAAUCCUUCCACCUCCACCAGGAGGCAAGCUAGCCCCGCCCCCUUCUUCAUCCAGAUCUAAUAACCACAACGUGCAGCAGACACCUGCAGGAGGAAAUGACACAGCAGGUUGUCUGCUGGAUCUGGACUCCAGUAACUCCAACUCUGUGACAUCAUCAAACCCUCUUGCUGUCACCACCAGCUCAGACCUGUGGGGGCACUUUGACCCCCCCAACUGAACCAAGGUUCUCUCGCUCUCUCAAGCUUCUUUUCUCAUUUAUCUUUUGAGUUUCCUGUUUCAUCUCUCUCUCUCUCGCUCUCUCUUUUUUUUUCUCAUCCUCUUGAGCUCUUUCUUUUUCGCUCUCUAAGGGAGUCUUUUUUUAUUUAUUUAUUUAUUUUUUCCCCUCAUGCUCUAUUUUUACGCUCUUUCCUUUAUUCUAUUUUUUUCGUACUCUCUUUUUUUUUCACUCUUUCUCUUUUCCUGCUUUUUCUCUCUCUCUCUUCCCUUUUUUUGCUCUUUUUUGACUGUUUUUCUUUGGCUCUCUCUUGCACUCUUCUCGUGCCCUCUUUCCUCAUGCUCUCUUCCACGCUCUCUUCUCCCUUUCUCUCUUUUUCUCCUCUCCCUUCUGAGUAACAUUAUGCAGCACUUUGGCGAGGUUGCUUUCCCUGACCGCUCCCUGCCGCGCAGGGUACAGAAAGCCCCUCCCCCCAGUUGUAGUUGUAACGAUCAACAAUAACAGUAAUGAUAAUAUUAAUAAUAAUAUUAAUUCCACCUUCUGAGUCACAUUUUAGAAUUUAGUCUUGCCGUCUUGUCGCGCCCCUCCAUCUAACUGUGAACACGAUGUAGAAACGUUAUGAAGGGCAAUGCAGUGAACAAUGAAUGCAUUUUCUGUACAGAGAAUAUUUAUUUGAAAUAUGUACAUAUAUAUACAUACAUAUAUUUAUGUGUCGUAGCCUCAUAUUUUUUGUCCGUUUGGCAGUAGGUUUCAUUUCAUGACCCGUCUCUAGCACCCUCUAGUGGCGUGUCUGUGCACAGCAGUAAUAGUGCCGCUUGUAACUGUUGUAUGUGAGGAAGCAGAUGAUUGGUGGUUUAUCUUAACGAGGACAAAUUUAGAGGAAGGCCGCUAAGCCCGGCUUAGUCAUUUGCGAAGGUCGUGACCUCUGUCCCACUUAGCGACGAUGUCAUCGUCUUUUAUCCCGAAGGAUGUGUUUUUAUUAGUUCACCAUUAGUAGAAUAAAUGUUAAUGUUGUAACUGACCACUUCUGAAGUCCGGGUUGGAACGUGAGUUUUUGUUGGGACCAAGCUUGUAUUUUUAAGACGCUUGCUUUUUUUUUUUUUUUUUUUUUGUGUUAUUGUUGUCGUGAUUAUUGUCGUUUACAUGCAGAUGGAUAAUGCUGAGUCGCUUGUUUUGUGAGGGGAAGUGCAAUGAAGAAGAUCAUUCUAACCCUGACCGAGUCUUUUACUCCCACCUAACGUGAUCUCUUGUCCCACAAUGUGCGUAUGGAAAUAUGCAAACGUAUAAAUAAUGUCACCACAAACAAA
Nerophis ophidion (straightnose pipefish) is the source of this 2117-nucleotide messenger RNA. RefSeq names its product NECAP endocytosis associated 1 (gene necap1). NCBI's taxonomy places the organism in Eukaryota, Metazoa, Chordata, Actinopteri, Syngnathiformes, Syngnathidae. Gene Ontology annotation, cellular component: membrane; clathrin vesicle coat. The record is from RefSeq and is a predicted model, not a curated record. The transcript is spliced from 7 exons. Gene Ontology annotation, biological process: endocytosis. Bases 49 to 813 code for a protein of 254 amino acids.